AUGGUUUCUGCUGCUGCCCACCUUGUUGUCGCACUGCAGUUGGUACCUGCCUAUGCCAUCGCAAUCCACAUGCAUGAAGGAAAGACCGAAAAGAUGAACGUCGCCAAGGCUGGCCUGAGAUUGAUGAACAGGGCUGGCGUCACUCGGUAUCAGCACCACGAGUUCAAGCGGAACAAACACCCAGAUGGCAAGUUCUAUUGGCCCGAUUCUGUCAACCGAGAUGGGCAGGCGGUCUACUCUGGCCCGUCGGACCUCGUGGACAACGUCACUUGGGGCUGGCACCACCCGAGCGGUGUCUACAACACCAUCCCGGUCGGCGCCCCCCUGAUCGACGACGAGCUGAACAUCUACGUCGGAUCCGACGACGCAAUCCGAAAAUUUGACAUCGUCGGCGACAUCAAGUGGAGCUACGCCCCCCGAGGUCAGCUGGCGUCGGCGCCCACCCUGGCCAUCGCCAGCACCCGCAGGCAGGCGGCCCGGCUAAAGGACGACAUGAGCGCCGAGGAGGAGCUGCAGCUGCGGCCGGACUGGGCCAAGCCUGGCAACGAGUCGUCAUACCAGUUCUUCAAGGACUUCAAAGUCGGCGACCUCGUCAAGGUGAAGCCUGGGGCAGGCUACAGAUCGGACGGCAAGCAGCACUACCAGGCUGGCGACCAGGGGUUGAUCUCCAGCGUCAUCGAGGACGGCGGCGAGGAUGGCAGGGCUGUCAUCGUGUGGACGCACACAGGGCACAAGAGCGUGGUGCAGCUCCACGCCCUGGAGAACCGCUUCGUGCGCGUGGAGGCGAAGAAGUCCACCACCUCGCCCCCUGUGCUGGUAGGGAGCACCACCGCUGGCUAUGUUUUCGCGAUCGAGCUCUUAAACGGAACGGAAGUCUGGGCAACCUGGGCGUCGAACGAUAUUUCUGGCGUCAAGGGGUCUGUGGCAGCUAAGGACGGAAUCGUGGUGGUCGCAACCGACCGGUGCGCUGACCGGUAUUGUUAUAGGUACCGCAAUAUCACGAAUCCCCUCCAGCCCGGCAAUUCAAUUGUGAGGGGCCUGAGUCUGGUGGACGGCAGUGCUGUCUGGGAAUUCAAGCCCACCUCUCCGGUGUGGAAUUUCAAUCCGCUUUGGGGCAACGACGGCAGCGUGAUGUUCCAGGACUACGAGGCGAGGGUAUAUUGCCUGGACCUGCAGACUGGCGCCCUGAGAUGGAAUUCCGCUGGCAGUUUUGGGACGCACACUGAGGCAACCGCAGUAUACAGCCCCGCUUAUAAUUUGGUGUACGCCCUCGGCGUCUAUCAAUAUGAAAAUAAAUAUUGCAAUCCCUACGUAGCACCCGGCAUCCUGGUGAAUUGCGAUACGUGGCCAGGUCUGCCUGGGUUUGUCCGCGCCUUUAACGCAACGUCAGGCAGGAAACGCUGGGAGGUUUCGAUGCCAGAGCCGCCGGCCAGCGCCUCCAUCGGUAUGCUGAACAGUCCAGCACUCCACACCCGCCUGGUGAUCACCAUGGGCUUCAACUGCCUCAUGAACUCCCCCACGCAGAUCUGGGCCCUCGACCCGCACAACGGCCACAUGCGCUGGAAGAAGGACGGCCCGACGCUGUGGAGAACGGAGUGCGCUGGCGACAAGGAGGGUGCCGACAUCCGCCGUGCCAUGGGCGGCCGCGCCAGGUGCCAACCGAACAGCUGGUCCAUACCAGCGAUCGAUGCGGCGGGUGACAUUUACGUUGGGAACCAGGUCGGCGAGCUGCAGAGGUGGGGCUCAUCUUCGGGGGGCGGGGCCAGAACCGUCGAGCUGCUCUCGUCUCUGUCCACCGGCCAGGCAUUCCAAGAUGCCGCAGUCGGAUUUGGCGAUGGUGUCAUGGCUGUGACCACGUGCACCUCCCUCAUUGUCUUCCAGACCUCUGCAGGACAGCAGACCUUCGGUCGGUGA
This is a messenger RNA of Prorocentrum cordatum, 1914 nucleotides long. The record is from the annotation of a GenBank genome assembly. NCBI's taxonomy places the organism in Eukaryota, Dinophyceae, Prorocentrales, Prorocentraceae.